AUGUCUUCAUCAUUCAGUUUCCCUCAUCCGACGACUGAGACCGACGAUCUUGAGGAUCUCCACAAGGUGUAUGGAGUCGACCGCACCGUCAUCCUUGACUUGGCUUCUGCGUCUGAGACUCCCGAGACCAUUCGAGGAGGAUAUUGCAGAGCUUAUCUCCCUUUCUUCCAAUCUUGCGGUCUUACCUUCCCGAUUCUGGAGCCUAUCCUCGAGAUCUUGGCAGAGCUUGGUUUAUCGUUUAAUCAAAUCUGCCCGAACUUCCUUAGGCAUCUCGUAGCGUUCUUGGUUAGAGCUAUGGAGGAAGGUCUUUCCUUCGGUCUUGUUCAUUCCGGAAGUUCUUCGAUGUUGGACGAGAUUCGGGGUUUGAUCGGAGGGAGUCCUCCGGAGAGGAGGAACAAACAGGGCCCCACCGGUUAUUGGCAACUCUCAGGAAGUCAUUGCGACUCCUUCCAUCCAAGCUCAGUCUUCAGACCGAUUGAUCAGGCAGCUUGUGAGGAGAUCGUUGUUUCGUACUUCCGGGUCGACGUCGAGGAGCAGAAUUCUGAUAGACCUCCCUUGAUCUCGAUUCGGGAUUCCGAUGAUGAAGAUGCUCCUGAGGAGCGACGAUCUCCUGUCUCGUUGAGCCCUGGCUCAGAAGACAAAACCAUUGCCGUGACCCGUAAGCGACGUCAAUCGUCGAAGGCCGCCUUGCCUGGUCCGUCCCGUUGUAGGCGAGAAUCAACCGUCCCGGGGCCUGUUUCUGAAGGUGAUGGUCCUUUUUUUGUGGCUCAGGACGACCUGAUCUCUCUCACCGGUCGCAUGAGGUCUGUGGGUUGCCGUCUUCCGUCCCUUACUUCUCUGACCGAGAAGGAGGCUUACGCCAAAGUGGCGGUCGUGAGCUCUAAGGUUAUGGAAGCCUUUAACGAGUAUGUUGUAGCGAUGGAGGAUUGCGUUGAGGUUUCUCAGAAUGACAAGGAGAUCAAGAUCAUCGGUUCUGAGAUCAAGAGGCUUUCGGUGGAGCUUGAAAGGAGGACUCGCCAGGAGGGCACGACUCUUGCGGCCCAGGCCGUUGCUCAGAAGGCCAAAAUCGUAGCACUUGAAGUCGAGAGGGAUCGAGAUAUUCGUCGUGCUUCUCGCAUCGCUCGCCGUGACGUCGCGGGACGAUAUCGAGAGAUUCUAGAGUCCUUGAAGGAGAAGUGGAUGAACAAGAAAAAGGAGGUGUCAACUGAGAUCCAGUUGCAAGAGGUGGUCGCCAACAUCGAUCUUCUGAACGAGCUUAAGGAUGGGGGCUUAACCGUGGAUGCUGAGCUCGCUCGUUUGAAGGAGAUGGAGAAGGACUGUGAAGGUCUUGUUACUUUGGCUACCGUAUCGGAUUGGUCAAUCUCCAAACUCGAUCUUCCUCAAGUUUCUAAAGAUUCGGUGGAUCAAGCCGAAGGGUCGUCUGUUCCCGAUGGAGCCGAUUCAAGUUAA
This is a messenger RNA of Brassica oleracea var. oleracea, 1449 nucleotides long. RefSeq lists its product as uncharacterized. The record is from RefSeq and is a predicted model, not a curated record. The transcript has 5 exons. The coding region runs from base 1 to 1449 and encodes 482 amino acids. NCBI's taxonomy places the organism in Eukaryota, Viridiplantae, Streptophyta, Magnoliopsida, Brassicales, Brassicaceae.